AUGAGACCACUUUCGUGUCGGUUCUCAGCGCUUGCUCCCGCAUUGGCAACGAGGAGUUUGGCAAGCAGAUACACUCGAUUAUCUUGAAAUCAGGCUCUGAGGACUUUGAGCUGGUGUAAUAUGAUGACUGAUGCUAUGAACUUGUUUGAGAGAAUGCCAAUCCGUGAUGUUGUUUCAUGGACAUCUUUGAUGUCAGGGUAUUCAAGGAGUGGUGAGGAGUGUGGCAAGGCUCUAGAAUUGUUUCUUUGGAUGAGAGCGAGAGGUGAGGCAUUGGCAAAUGAGUUCACUUAUGAUUGUAUUCUUCGAGUUUGUGGCAAGUUGGGAGCUUUGGAUUAUGGGAAGUGUGUUCAUGGAUGCUUGAUGAAAUGUGGCUUUGAAUUGGAUCAAUCUGUCUGUGGUGCACUCAUUGAAUUUUACUGCAAUUGUGAUGCUGUUGAAAAUGCAAUGCGAGUAUCCAACCAAUUGAAUUCCCCGUGUUUGAGUGCUUCAAAUACACUGAUUGCAAGUCUUGUAUCGGCUGGUAGGAUUGAGAAUGCAGAGCUGGUCUUUAAUCAGAUGAUUGAGCGAAAUUCAGUCACUUAUAACUUGAUGAUCAAAGGUUAUGCUCAGGAAGGCCGGAUUGCCGAUUCCAAAAAUCUGUUUGCUGAAAUGCCUUGCAAAAACAUCGUAUCACUGAACACCAUGAUAUCAGUGUACCACCAAAAUGGCGACCUUGAUGAAGCUGUGAAUAUCUUCAACCAUAUUAAGCAGGAGAAGAACACGGUCACAUGGAAUUCGAUGAUUUCAGGCUACAUUCAAGAUGACCAAAACACAGAGGCUCUGAAGUUGUAUGCAGCUAUGCGUCGUUCAUCAGUAGAAUGCAGCAGAUCAACAUUCUCCGCAUUGUUUCGUGCUUGUGCCAGUAUAGGUACAUUGCAACAAGGCAGAAUGCUUCAUGCUCACUUGAGCAAAACACCAUUUGAAUCAAACACAUAUGUUGGCACAUCUCUAGUAGACAUGUAUGCCAAAUGUGGAAGUAUCACAGAUGCCAGAACCUCAUUCAACAACAUUGAUUCCCCUAACAUUGCCUCAUGGACUGCACUGAUCAAUGCACUGGCACAUAGUGGUCAUGCAACCGAGGCAAUCCUCAUGUUCGUCCAAAUGAUUAAAAAAGGCAUCGAUCCAAAUGUAGUUACAUUUGUAGGACUUAUUUUAGCAUGUGGUCAUGCUGGUAUGGUGAAUGAAGGUAUGAAUUUUUUUAACUCGAUGCAGAAGAACUAUGGCUUGGUACCUACAUUGGAACAUUAUGCAUGUAUGGUGGAUCUUCUCGGGCGAUCAGGAUUGGUAAGAGAAGCAGAGAAGUUCAUUACUGAAAUGCCCGUUGAAGCAGAUACUGCAAUCUGGGGAGCUUUACUGAAUGCAUGCUGGUUUUGCAUGGAUUUAGAAGUUGGUGAAAAUGUGGCUGAAAGAAUGCUGAGUUUUGAUUCAAAGAACAUAACUGCAUUUGUGGUUAUGUCUAACAUUUAUGCUAAACUUGGGAAAUGGCAGGAAGUAAUGAAAGUGAGGAAAAGAUUGAGGGAACUGAAUGUAAAGAAAAUUCCUGGAUGUAGUUGGAUUGAAGUGAAGGAGAUUGUUCAUGUGUUCUGUGUAGAGGAUAGAAAUCACCCUCAGAGAGAUGAAAUUUAUGAUGUUUUAGAUGAGUUAAUAGCUAAUGACAGCUCUUUUAUUGAUUCUGAUACUGGUUUUCAUUGUUACAGAGAGGAUCUUUAGCUAAUCUAUUGAUAUGUUUGUACUUAUUAAUAUUGUUUUAUACUUUAUAUUUUUG
Messenger RNA from Dioscorea cayenensis subsp. rotundata (Guinea yam), 1804 nucleotides. RefSeq names its product pentatricopeptide repeat-containing protein At2g13600-like. NCBI's taxonomy places the organism in Eukaryota, Viridiplantae, Streptophyta, Magnoliopsida, Dioscoreales, Dioscoreaceae. Gene Ontology annotation, molecular function: protein binding; RNA binding. The transcript is spliced from 2 exons. The coding region runs from base 121 to 1749 and encodes 542 amino acids. The record is from RefSeq and is a predicted model, not a curated record. Gene Ontology annotation, biological process: RNA modification.